Messenger RNA from Cynoglossus semilaevis (tongue sole), 1959 nucleotides. RefSeq names its product nucleoprotein TPR-like. Bases 171 to 1748 code for a protein of 525 amino acids. The transcript has 2 exons. Lineage: Eukaryota; Metazoa; Chordata; Actinopteri; Pleuronectiformes; Cynoglossidae. The record is from RefSeq and is a predicted model, not a curated record.
UUUCCACCAACCAAGAAGACGUUAAUAUUCCAGAUGUUCUAAUUAUAACUCAUUAUAAAAAUCAAUACAACCCCAGUUGUCUUGAAAUGAAACAAGUAGAAAAGACAAAAAACGACACAAUGAAGGACCCGUUGAUGUGCCGUCUCGGAUGACGACUAUCCGCCAGUCAAAUGACGAGGUUGAUUCCAAAAAGUCCUGUUAAGACAGGACAUAAGAAGCUGCAGAAAAGGCUGACCUACGUUUUGCGCCCCGAUCAGGCGUUGCAGGUCCAGAGACUGCGGCAAAAAGAGCGAGAAGAGCAACACAGCCAGGAGAUGCAGAAGAUGAGGCAGAUGUUGGUCACCUAUGAUGAACACAUGCACUACAGUAACACCUGGAGGACGGUCCUGGCCCAGAUCAGAAAAAUCAACAAACUGAACAUCCUCUUUCAGAACGAGAGGGAAUCUCACAAACAAGAGAUUCUCAGGGUGCAAGGGAUCGAGUCAGAACUCAGGCAGGAACUUCAGGACAAUGUAGAGAAAUACCAAAUCCUGCAGGAGAAGUGUACACAUCUGGAGACCAUUGGUUCCAACACCAUCAAGAAGAAUGAGCAGCUGGAAGGUAAAGUGAGCGAGUUGGAGGUUCAGAUCAAUGAGAAGGAGAACAUGCUGCAAAGGUUCCAGACGCUGUCUGAGAACGUUCAGGAUGGCAGUGGGGACAGGGAGGAACUCCAGAAGACCAAGACAAAGUAUGGAAGUACUAAGGAUUGUAACCAGUCCCAGGCCGAAGACUCCUGUACGGUGCUGGUGAAAACCCUGGAAAAGCAAAUAGAACUUCUGCAAAAAAACAUUUCCGAGCUUGAGUUCCAGGCCUUGGAAAACCGAAGCACGCUGCAGAAAUUUCAGACAGAGUUGAAACAACGUCUGGAAGAAGCCGGAGGGAAGGAAGAACUUCAGAGGACGAACGAAAAGUACAAAGUCAUGGAGAAGCAGUACGCACAGUUACAGACAGCGGCUGCUGAUUUAAUGGAACGGGCGAAAAGGAACAAGAAAAAAAUCGAGUACCUGGAAAACAAAAUUCAUGAGCUGGAGUUCCAGGUCGUGGAGCGCAGGAACAACACCUCACUGCAGCUUCACUGCGACUUUGAAAAACUCCAGGAAGAAAAUGUUUACCUUAGAGAGAACCUAAGGAGUGAGACCAAGAAAAACGUUCUGCUGAGGGUCAAAUUUCAGUACCUUAAAGAAAAGCUGGAGAAAAGGUUGGACAACACCUGGAAGGUCGCAGAACCACGGAAAGAAGAGAACUCUAUUCUGCCAAAAACCAAGAACUAUUUUAUCCUAAAUAUGGGUUCUUUGCAAGACACCUUUUUAGGAUUUGAAACACACAAGAGCCUGCCUCUGUUGGAGAAGGUGGAUGAAGAGGAGAAGACGGACGACCGGAGGUCUGACUCCUCUGCCCAGCCUCAAGAGGACUCUUUGGUUCCGGAUCUACAGAGUCUGAAGCAGCAGAAUCUAAAAAUGCCAGUUCCAAAGCUAAAGGGUCCGGACCUGCUGGGCACAGAACCACAGCAUCCAAUCCUGUGGGAUCCUGAGGCUCUAAAUCCAGAUCUCCAGGACCCAGAUGCACUGGCUCCAGUGUUCCAGGUUCCAGAGCGGCAGGAUCUGGACAUUUACCCCCUGUUUCUGAUGCUGUUGCUCUGCUACAUUGUCACAAAUUAUUUUUUAUGUUUUAGAACAAACAGAUUUGACUGUGGCCACUGGCAGUACUGAAAAGUAGUGGCAUCUCAUCACGUCAUCUUUCCAUUCAGUACCAAGUCUGUUUGAGAACAGUAUCUGAUCUGACCAUACUUACGUUACAAGACAUUUGUACCAGGGACAAGUACCAACCAGUGCUGACUUGCAGGACUACAUUUUUGGAACUGUGUUUAUUUUCACUGCAGGAAAUAAUAUUAGUGCCAAAUACUUAAGUCUGGUGCUGGAG